AUUUUAGGCUGUAUCUUCACCAUGGAAAAGCCUUUGCUUUUGUAUAUGUUUGUAUUCCACUGGCAUUUCCUAAACGCUUUAUUCACUGUUGAAGCUCCACAGUCAACCUACACUGUGGAAUAUGGGAGCAAUGUGACCAUGGAAUGCACGUUUCCAGUGAAUGGGCAAUUAAAACUCAGAGAUUUAAGUGUCAGCUGGGAAAAAAAAGAUGGAUUUAGAAAAGAUGUUUAUGUACUUCUGAAAGGGGAGGAAGACUUCGACAGUCAGCACCAUGACUUUAAGGGAAGAAUAAAAUUGUUGAAAGAGAAACUGAACUUUGGGCAGUCUGUCCUUCAGAUCACUGAUGUUAAACUCACGGAUGCAGGGUCCUAUCUGUGUCUUAUUGGCUACGGCGAGGCUGACUACAAGACGAUCAAUUUGAAAGUUAAGGCUCCGUAUAGAACCAUAAACCAAGGAGUGGUGAGUACAGGGGACAAAGAAUGGAAGUUAACAUGCCAGUCAGAAGGAUACCCAAAAGCUGAAGUAAUAUGGCAAAAUGGAGGAUAUCAGGAUUUCACUGAUAAGGCAAACACAAGUUAUGAAACUGGAAAUGAUCAGCUGUAUCGUGUGACAAGUAUGCUAACAAUCAAAAGCAGGACAGACGAGAUUUUUCUCUGUAUAUUCUGGAACAGAGAACUUCAAGAAAAUACAUCUGCCAUUCUAUACGUAGCAGAUACAGCUGAGGAUAUGCUGUGGACUAGGAACAGACGUUUUGUUGGUGCAGUUCUGAUUGUGACUGCUGUCUUCGGAUCAGGGCUUCUAUUUAUGCUCUGCAUAAGAAAAGAGCUGUCCAAAAACAAGGAAAAACAUGGUUGCAGAGAUGCUUCUUCUGAAGAGGAAGACCUGAAAUAUAGGCCGAUUGAGAAGACUUAG
This is a messenger RNA of Tinamus guttatus (white-throated tinamou), 912 nucleotides long. The record is from RefSeq and is a predicted model, not a curated record. NCBI's taxonomy places the organism in Eukaryota, Metazoa, Chordata, Aves, Tinamiformes, Tinamidae.